Messenger RNA from Epithele typhae, 2457 nucleotides. RefSeq lists its product as uncharacterized. NCBI's taxonomy places the organism in Eukaryota, Fungi, Basidiomycota, Agaricomycetes, Polyporales, Epitheliaceae. The coding region runs from base 1 to 2457 and encodes 818 amino acids. Gene Ontology annotation, biological process: DNA-templated transcription; regulation of DNA-templated transcription. The transcript has 17 exons. The record is from RefSeq and is a predicted model, not a curated record. Gene Ontology annotation, molecular function: DNA-binding transcription factor activity, RNA polymerase II-specific; DNA binding; zinc ion binding.
AUGCCCCCCGACCGCACCGACAAAGACUCACCAGAGUCGGCGGGGAGCCCUGACGUCCCGGCCAAGCAGCGCAAGCGGCCAGGGCGAGUGCCCGUCUCGUGCGCAGAGUGCCGGAGGUUGAAGCUGCGCUGCGACCGGAAGGUUCCGUGCGAAACGUGCACGAAGAGAGGGUGCGCCGCGCUAUGUCCGGACGGCGCAUGUAGGCUCCUCAUCACCGGCGGCAAGGGCACUCGACAAGCGGUCGCCGACGUUGAAGAUCUCAAGAAGAAGAUCGCGGAACUCUCGACCCGCUCAUCCCAGCUAGAGAACGCCUUGCGCACGAUCCACGCCGCCAUCUCCGACGAACCGCACCCGCUGCUCAUCGACGCGUCUGCGGUGAACACCUCGGCGGCGACCCCGCCGGACUCGUCGAAUUCGAAUGUCGACGGGCCUUCCCUGACGAGUGAGGAGGCGGAUGUUCUCGAUGCUUUCGGUACUCUUACCCUUGGCCCACGGGGCGAGACGCGAUUCUUCGGGCAAACGUCCCGUAUCUCAUCCAUGCCCAGAGCGAGUGACCGCGGGCGGGCCUUCUCUCCUCGACUCACCAAAGAGCUCAUAGACGAAGCCAACAAGGAGCUCGAUGUUCAGUGCCAAAGCCUGGAACUCGGUAUGGAACUUCUUGGCCUCCUACCUCCGCUGUCACAAGCAUGCGCUAUGUGUGAGAAGUUCCUCGAGUUUGGAGCAUUCUUGUGGUACCCGCUUCCUCGGCAGUACAUCUUCGAUGAUAUCGUCUCGCUUGCAUAUCAAACAUGGAAGCACAAAUGUAACAUAGCGACCACGCACCAGUUGGCGCUUAUGUGGAUGAUUUUUGCUCUGGGCACACUCUUCGACCUGGACCGGCCGCCAUACGCUGCAGAGGCGCACGAGUAUUAUCUCCUUGCGCGCCUCGCCUUGAGGUUCGCACCCCCAGCACACGAUACCACCUUGAUUUCCAUCCAAACCAUGAUCUACAUGGCGCAAUAUCUAGAAAUGAGCGACUGCGAGCCAGCGCAUACGCAGUCGCACAAGGCGUGGAUGCAGAUCGGCCAAGCGGUGAAGCUUGGCCACAGCGUACACAUGAACAGCGACCGAUGGCGGUUAAGCGAUGAUAUCCGCAACCAGCGUAACCAUGUCUUCUGGCAGCUUUUCUUCCAGGACACUUGGCUUAGCUUCGGGUUUGGCCGGCCCCCUACAAUCAACUUGGCGUUCGUUGAUUGUGAGGUCCCUCGGGACUGUGACCAUGUUUGCGCAGAGGGCCCGGGAGGAGUGUUCCACGUUUGGCAAUGGCAAUACACGAAGCUACUUUAUUCGAUCAUGAACACUGCUUUCGGCGCGAAGGCCCCCAACUACGCCACAGUCAUGGACCUCGACAGAAGAGUCCGCGACUUCCCGGUGCCCGAAGCACUGCGGGUCACAUACCAGUCAAUGGACAUGCCUAUCAAGGACGCUGAAGUCCCAACGUUGCAGAGGUUGGUAGGAACCCUGUUGAAGGAGACUACGCUGCUCAACCUGCACCGUGCAUACUUCUCUCAAGCGGUGAACGACAUGCCGCUCGACCCGCUCAAGCACCGUUAUGGGCCUUCCGUGAUGGCUAUCUACCGCUCCGCGUGGCGUAUCAUUGCUAUCGCCAAGUGCUCGUACAAAUUGGUCCCCGGCAUCGCUGGACGCAUUGGUCUGGUGUGGUCGUACAGUCUGGCAGCAGCCAUCGUGAUGUGCUUGCUUGUGAUUCGUGCCCCGUCGACGAAUCUGGCGAAAUCUUCACUCGCCGAGCUCGACCGGCUCACGGAACUGUUCGAGGAAGCAGGGAACCGCAGUCAGAUCGCGUCGAACAAUGUCGACGUGGUACGAAGGAUGCGCAAGCAAGCGCACGACGCCUUCAACAAGGUUAGCGCGUCUGAAGAGUCCGUGCGGAUGGACAAUGAACUCGACCGACUAGGCGGCAAGACCCACCUCAUUUGUCCCAACCGCUCCGACGGCGACGACGACGACGAGUUCGGCGGGUGCGGAAACUCAGAGCGCUACCGAGUAGAAACCGAGCGGCUUCGGGUGAUGCGGCAGGUCGCCGAGAACGCAAAAGCGGCGCGCAACGCGGCCGCGAGCACCAACGGGACCGCGGCGCCCGAGGCGCCCCUCGUCCAGCCCGACAUGAUUCACCCGACGAUCAUGCAGGACAUGCGCGCGUUCGACGUGUCGACGCUCGGGGCGGACGACUUGCACGGGAUCGGCUCCGCCGCGUUCGCGCUCGACUUCGGCUCGGACACGUUCGACCCCUCGACCUCCGACCUCUCGCUCUUCCCCGACUUCGACUUCGGGGCGGGCGCCAGCACGGGCGGCGCAGAUGGGGCAGCCGGCGGUGUCGAAUGGGUUCGCGCUGAACGGAAACGGGCCCCGGUGCUGGAUGCGACGUGGCAGGCGUUCGUUGAGCAGCUCGGAUUCUGA